AUCUUUCACUUUAAAAAACAAACCUCAAACCAAAACUCACCAACUCAGGCCUCACACAAACUCUGAGAUAAAAAAUUGCUCGUUUUUAGUUAAUUUCUGAAAUGGAUACUCCACCAUCUCCUCCUCCCAAUCCUCCUUCACUGACGAAGCAGGAAGAUGAGUACCUGGACACCAGUGAGGAGGAACUGGCCCAGAAUCAAACUCGUCGUGAAUCUGUGCAUUAUGCCACAAUUGCCGAGUUUUUGGCCAGUCUCAAGAGUGUCCAGGAGAAGGCACCCUGUCUGGAGGACUAUCUGGGAGCUGUCAGAUAUCCAGUGCAAGAGUCACCCGGUGAUGGAGAUCCUGUUAAGGAGAGCCGGGAUCAGGCCAAGGACUAAGAUGAUAUCGAAAAACUUGCACCUUCACUAUAUUACGUUCUUGGUGAAUAGUAUUUAACUUAAUUAAAAGAAAGUUUAAGAAUUCAA
Molecule: messenger RNA, 464 nt
Organism: Drosophila serrata
Lineage: Eukaryota; Metazoa; Arthropoda; Insecta; Diptera; Drosophilidae
Source: RefSeq, a predicted model, not a curated record